AUGGCUCGGAAAACUGAUGUCAUUGAAGGUGCUUUUGAUAGUGGUGUCCCUAGAGAAGCUAAAACUGCUUCGUGGGAAAGUAUAGCACACGUUCUUAGAACAUCCUUUGCUGAAUCUAAACCAAGAAGUGUUGAAGAACUGAAAAAGAAAUGGAAUAAUUUGAAAACGGCAGCAAAGAAAGAUAUUGGGUUAUAUGCCAACUCACUUAAGGGGACAGGUGGUGGCCCAGCAUUUCAGCUGAAGCCACUGUACGAGAAACUUAACAUACAUGUUUUUAAGAAAAACAACCCAUGUCUGCCAGGAGAAAUAAUUCCUGGAAGCUGUGAUUCUGAGACUCUUGACGAGGAAGCUUUAAAAUCGCUGUACGACCAAGUUCAACGCCGUGAUGCAAGGCUACAAGAUAUUGGUUUUGAAGUAACAGACGAAAUGUAA
Daphnia magna is the source of this 432-nucleotide messenger RNA. RefSeq lists its product as uncharacterized. The record is from RefSeq and is a predicted model, not a curated record. Bases 1 to 432 code for a protein of 143 amino acids. The transcript has 4 exons. NCBI's taxonomy places the organism in Eukaryota, Metazoa, Arthropoda, Branchiopoda, Diplostraca, Daphniidae.